CAACAAGGUCGAGGUGCAAGUCAAACGUCAUUCCUUCGAUUCAGCUUAACUUACCUUGAGAAAGACAAGACGUGUAUUCGUGCCUGUGCCCUUGCUCUUUUAUUCCUGCUGCUCUACGUUCGCGUUUCUUCAUCUUCCAUUGAAUCCUUAAGGAUAUAUCCUUACAGUCGACGUCCUCAUCCAUACCCUCACCGUCACAUUUACCCUUUGUACCCUUCCUUCCUCUUCCAGGAUGCUGGCUACUACACCGAGAGUGGCCGCGAGGUCGACUCGCAUGCUGAAGCUGCGACAGCCCCUGCCCAUUCGAUCUCGUCAGCCAUGCCAUGCACGUUUCCAAUCUACCAGUAGCGGCAAUGCUAGCUCUUCAUCCACGUCCUCGUCUGGAAGUGGUGGUGCCCUCGUAGGCGGUAUUGCUGGUGGUGCAACAGCUUUCCUCGCGGGUUACCUCUGGUAUCACUUUUCAGGGACCAAGUCUAUUGUCAAUAGCGUUCAUCAAGCUCGCUCUUAUGUCAACACGGCUUUCAAGAAGACCACCGAGGCCGCGCCAGAACCCAAUGAAGCAGUUGAGUGGCUGAAAGACACUGUCAAGACUUAUACCAAGAUGAUCCCGGGGGCUUCCAAGUAUGUCGACUCAGCAUUCGAUGACCUUGAAAAGAUCCGCUCCAAGCACGGGGAUGAGGUGGACAAGAUCAUCAAAGAUACAUACAAUGAACUUAAAGAUGUCACCAACAAAGGCUUCAGUGUCGAGGCAGUGUCACAGGCUUGGGAUGUGAUUCAGAAGUGCUUCUCGCGCAUUUCAGCCCUCGCUGUUGAUGCAGGCCAGGACAUCCUCAAUAACCACCCGCAGCUCAAGGAGAAACUUGGCGGCAGCUUCGACCAGUUAAAACAGAUGGGAGACCAGUAUGGACCGGAAGCGAAGCAGAAGGCGGACGAGACUUACAAUCAGAUCCGAGAUAUCCUGAAAGGGGGAAUCGGUCUCGGCACUGUCGGUCAACUUCAAAAGCUUCUGCAAGAGAAAGUUCAAGAACUGAAGAAGUACGGAGAUCAAGCGUGGCAGAAGGGUAUCGAGCAGGCCAAGCCGGUCCUGGAUAAACAACCUCAGCUAAAAGAGCUCCUUGAGAAUAACAAAUCCAAGCUGUUGCAGGGAAAUAUUGGCCAACUGUGGCAAAAGCUACAAGAGGCUGCUAAGAGCGGCAACACGGAGGAUGUCGAGAAAUUCGUCAAGGAGCAGGCCGACAAGUUAUCGCAGAAGGCUGGUGGCAGCGGCAGUGGCAGUGGGAUCGAGCAGUAUCUACACAUGAUUCCUGGUGGCUCUGAAAUGGGAUCCAAGCUGCAGCAGUUGCAAGAGCUCAGUCAAAAGCAUGGAAAAGAAGCUGAGAAGCUGGUUAAGAGUGCGAUCGACGACGUCACAAAGGUUCUGUCGCAAAAAGUCGAAGAGGGACAAAAGCUGAAGGAAAAGGCGAAAGAAGAUGUAAAGAAGUAAUGGUCUUCCUUGCCGUAGUGAUCAUACAAUAUUAAUAGCUGGGAAGCUUGAUAGCCACGUUUAUGCCGACAAAAUGGCAUUCGGUCACAUUACAUUGACAGGACCAUCCCAAGGAUGUGGCUACACCUCUUCUAUGGGAACGAGUGUAACAUGAUGCGUUGUACAAUAGUUGGAGGUAAAGCUGAA
Molecule: messenger RNA, 1669 nt
Organism: Exophiala oligosperma
Lineage: Eukaryota; Fungi; Ascomycota; Eurotiomycetes; Chaetothyriales; Herpotrichiellaceae
Exons: 1
Coding region: 233-1483 (416 amino acids)
Source: RefSeq, a predicted model, not a curated record